Messenger RNA from Fusarium falciforme, 1236 nucleotides. RefSeq lists its product as hypothetical. Gene Ontology annotation, molecular function: cysteine-type endopeptidase activity. Gene Ontology annotation, biological process: proteolysis. The transcript has 6 exons. The coding region runs from base 1 to 1236 and encodes 411 amino acids. Lineage: Eukaryota; Fungi; Ascomycota; Sordariomycetes; Hypocreales; Nectriaceae. The record is from RefSeq and is a predicted model, not a curated record.
AUGUCGGGAUACCCGGGCUACAACUCUGGCCGCUACGGCCCGCCGCAGCCUCAAUACCAGGGCAAUUAUUACCCACAACAACCCUCCUACGGCGGCUAUCCGCAAGGCCAGCCUUCUCCCCAGCCGCCCUACGGCUACCACCAACAACCGCCUCCCCAGCAACAAUACUACCAGCAACCCCCUCCUCAGCAGCCGCAGUAUGGCCAGUACCAGCAGCACCCACCUCAGCCCAACUACCAAACACGACCUGGCGGCAGCGGCGGCCCUCCUCCUCCUCCCUCAGCGCCUCAGCAGUUCGGCCACGGCGCCCCCAACAGCUAUGCCUUCAGAUACUCCAACUGCACCGGCAGGAGAAAAGCCCUGUUGAUCGGAAUCAACUACUUUGGCCAGCGCGGCCAGCUGCGUGGCUGUAUCAAUGACGUCCGCAACAUGACUGCUUACCUUUCCGAGCACUUUGGCUACAAGCGGGAGGACAUGGUGAUCCUUACAGAUGAUCAGCAGAACCCCAUGAGCCAGCCAACCAAACAAAACAUCUUGCGCGCCAUGCACUGGCUAGUCAAGGACGCCCGACCCAACGAUUCGUUGUUCUUCCACUACUCAGGUCAUGGUGGACAGACAAAGGAUCUCGACGGCGACGAAGACGAUGGUUACGAUGAGGUCAUUUACCCCGUCGACUUCCGACAGACGGGCCACAUUACCGACGACGAGAUGCACCGCAUCAUGGUUCGUCCCCUUCAGUCCGGUGUUCGCUUGACAGCCAUCUUCGACUCGUGCCAUUCCGGUACCGCCCUCGACCUUCCCUACAUCUACUCGACACAGGGCAUCCUCAAGGAGCCCAACCUGGCCAAGGAAGCCGGCCAGGGUCUCCUCGGCGUUAUCUCCUCGUACAGCCAAGGCGACUUGGGCGGCGUCGCCAGCAACAUCUUUGGCUUCAUCAAGAAGGCCGCCAACGGCGACGAUGCCCGAGACCGCGCCCUCCGGACAAAGACGUCUCCCGCCGACGUUGUCAUGUGGUCUGGCAGCAAGGACGAUCAGACUUCUGCCGAUGCUACCAUCGCUUCUCAGGCCACUGGCGCCAUGUCCUGGGCCUUUGUUACGGCGCUUAAGAAGAACCCUCAGCAGAGCUACGUCCAGCUCCUCAACAGCAUUCGCGACGAGCUCUCAACACGCUACACCCAGAAGCCUCAGCUGUCUUGCAGUCAUCCUCUCGACACGAACCUGCUGUUCGUCAUGUAA